This is a messenger RNA of Macrobrachium nipponense, 2306 nucleotides long. RefSeq names its product nucleoside diphosphate-linked moiety X motif 17-like. Gene Ontology annotation, molecular function: NADH pyrophosphatase activity. Gene Ontology annotation, cellular component: cytosol; peroxisome. Gene Ontology annotation, biological process: NADP+ catabolic process; NAD+ catabolic process. The transcript is spliced from 6 exons. Lineage: Eukaryota; Metazoa; Arthropoda; Malacostraca; Decapoda; Palaemonidae. Bases 464 to 1432 code for a protein of 322 amino acids. The record is from RefSeq and is a predicted model, not a curated record.
GGAAAUACUGGAAGAUGGAAGGCCUGUGAAAAGAUCAGCAUAGCUCGAAAGUGUUGGGGGAUGGAGGAGAGACAGACCCAGAAAGGGUUGGGUGGAUGUUGAAAAGAGGUAUGAGAAAGGAAGAACUUUGAUAUGCAAGAGGUACAGCGUGUGUAGAGGAGUUCGAUGCACUGCUCAUGAGCAUUCGCUGUACAUGUAUACAUUCAUACUUAAACUAAUUAAAAAAUGGAUGUGUUUAGUCUACUUAGCGCUUCAAAAAAUGCUGCCGGGCAUACUGAAAGCACCGCACAUGGGCAGUACAGAUUAAUUGAUAAUGUCAUAUGUACCUUUCUAUGGCAACUCGUAUAUUUACAGUAUAUGAAAGGUGGGGUUUGCACGACAAAUCGAUUAAAGACGAGAGUGUGUGAGAGAGAGAGAGAGAGAGAGAGAGAGUCCACCUAAUCAGCCUAGCUGCGACUCUUACAUGCUCAUUCAGAUCAUGGGCGCCGAGGCGCAAGGUUACAAUCGCACCGUUGUGUACGUCCGACGGAAUCACAACGAACUUUUCCGACCAGCCGAUUUCGAUGUUUGUUUAAUGGAUUAUUUUGGGAUGAGGAAUGGAAAUGGAAGGUUAGACUGUACUCUGGAAAAUAACAUAGUUUACUUGCAACCACCAGCAGAGCGUUCUCCCUCUUCGCGUAGGAGAAGAAGAACGACCGAAAGCCAAAAAAGUGAAAGGGAUUGUCAGUCGGAAGAUCAUGAAUACAGCGGCUACAGAUUUCAGCAUCCGAGCUUCUGCGUACCCCGCAAGAUAACAAGCGCAGAUCGGGAAGCGCUCCCGCCAGAAAUCCGAGAGCGAGGAGUGGACGUCGGGGUGUCAGCUCUGAUUGAAUCCAAAGACGGUUAUGUACUCAUGACCAGAAGGGCGCUUCAUAUGAGGACCUUCCCUGGAGUCUGGGUACCCCCCGGAGGACACUGUGAAGAUGGCGAGACUCUGGUCGAAGUGGCAGCCAGGGAACUCAGCGAAGAGACGGGGCUCGAACUCGAGACAGAAGAAUACCGGCACUUCCGAAUACUGGGCCUUUGGGAGUCCACGUAUCCGCCGGUUCGCUACAGAGGUCUCCCCGUGAGGCACCACCUCGUUGUCUACCUCCAUGGGAAGCUGGAGCGAACAGUGGACGCGCUGCAGAGUCAGUUGAGGCUGAACUAUACUGAGGUCAACGCGAGUGCUUGGCUGACGGCGGAGAUGGUUGCAGUUGUCGUGAAAGGGAGCGAAAGAAGAGCGGAAGAGAUUAUUCCUAUAACGACCGUCGAUGAAAACGGAGAACACAGCGAAGGUCUCAUGGACCCGAAGGCCCUGAGGAAGAAAAUGCCGGAACCAGACAAAGAAGUCGAGAGGAUCACGACUGGGACGAGGUACGCCUUGAAGCUGUGGUUGGACGACCAAGAGUAAAGGAAAGCGAAAAAUUGCAGUGCGAAGGACAAAGUGAUUUACGAGUUGUUAUUAAGGACGACGUAUCGGAAUCAGGAGUGGAAAAACGUUUCCAUGUCAGGAAGAAAUUUGUUUCUGGGUCGAAACGAAGAACUAAAAAAUUGGGGUGAAAAUAAUCCGUGAAAUUUUCAUCUUGUUCAAUGGAUAUUCUUGGCUAUAAAGGGCAGAGGCCUUAUAGCAAGACGUAAUUCAUUUCUGAGGAGUCAUGUGAAUAUAAUUAUCUGUUUUUUUAUUAUGCUGGUUGCAUUUGGAUACUCCCUAUUUCCCUAAGUGCCUUGCGAGACAUAGUAUCUAUGUUUACGUUUAUUGAGAGCAAAAACAGUUGCCACGCAAUGCAACAGAUGUACCUGAAAAUAUAAACCAGUCAAGGAAUAAUUAUGGAUGUCUUUUGAAGCCAGUCUUCAUAACGUACCUCGAUGUUAAUGUUCCUUUAGAGCGUUCUUACUAAAAGCAAAUGAGAUAUCGUAUUAAGAUGUCAGAAUAUCAUUGGAAAAUAAUGAUAAUUUGAAAUUUAUUGAAGAAAUAAUGUAAUUAAGGUUUGUCAGCCAAGAUGGAGAUCUAUGAGAAAAUCACAGAGGAAGUCUUGGCUAUAAUGAGACUUAUCAGUUGAAGAGAAUUAUCCUAAUGAAUUAUCAGUUUAAUUUACAUUUCUGUACCGAAUAACUAUAAAAACAAUACCCAUUGCUUAAUUUUCACUGUAAGCAUCAUCUGAACUGUGUAACCUCUACAAAUCUUUAUAAUCUUUCUAUGAUUUAUGAAUCUAGUAAAACAGAAUUAUGAACAUAGUCUAGAACAUUCUUUUUUAGCCCGGGACAGUUGUUUCAUUGAUAUUCUA